Messenger RNA from Purpureocillium takamizusanense, 3775 nucleotides. RefSeq lists its product as uncharacterized. The transcript has 2 exons. Gene Ontology annotation, molecular function: DNA-binding transcription factor activity, RNA polymerase II-specific; zinc ion binding. The record is from RefSeq and is a predicted model, not a curated record. Lineage: Eukaryota; Fungi; Ascomycota; Sordariomycetes; Hypocreales; Ophiocordycipitaceae. The coding region runs from base 673 to 3255 and encodes 860 amino acids. Gene Ontology annotation, biological process: regulation of DNA-templated transcription.
CGACGACUCGAGCCAUGCCACACCACCGGGAUACGCCAUCGGGACUCCUCGCUCUACCGCCGUGCCUUGAACUCCGUACCUCCAGUUCCUCCGCAAUCACAAACCAGAGGCGUGCCUGGGUACCAAGUCAGUUACUCGUCACCCUUGUGCACACACACAGGUACUUGGUGGACUUGACACAGAAAAAAAAAGUCAAGACACACCCCCCUCCUCGCCCCUCCCCCCGGUCAAGGUGCGAGCGGCCUUACUGCGACUCCGCUGUUCUCUUCUCGUCCACACUCCCGUCCCUAUCGGCGUCUUCCAACUGCACUCGUCCCCAUAUACAUAACCGUCCCCGUGCCCUUCCUGUUGCUGGCAAUGAGACUUGCUGAAGACGACCCGUCUUGUCUCUCGCUCGCACAUACACACGACACUGUCCCCGAUCCUCCCAUCACACAUCUCUCCUUCACCCCAUUGCUGGUCAAGCAUCAACCUUCACCACCUCGGUCAUACACUUCAGCCGCUAUAUCGAUUACGAACCUGGGACUCGGGGCAGACUUGCCGACUUCUUCACGACGCUGGCCUUCGCCCUGACCUCUCACGAACCCGGCUUGCCUGCCGUUUCCUACCUUGAAAGCCAUUCGAUAGCCGCGCCCCGAUCCGGGACCCGGACCCCACGACUGUUGUGUGGAAAUGACUGCUCCCCUCUCGCACCAGACCGUCACUGUCAAGGACGCCGCCGCUGUUCGCAAGCGCAGAAGACGUGCUCCUGCCGGGGGUGCUUCCGAUGAUUGCUUCACAUGCUCCAAGCGAAACGUCAAAUGCGACCGCCGGCGGCCGUACUGCUCCCAAUGCCUCGAGAUUGGCAACGAAUGCUCGGGUUAUAAGACCCAGCUGACCUGGGGCGUCGGAGUUGCCAGCCGGGGCAAACUGCGUGGCCUGUCCCUGCCCAUCGCAAAGGCGCCUCCAGUCACCCGUGAGCCCAAGAAAUCGCCCGUCAGCCGAUCACGGUCCAACUCAACGGCUCCCAUUGUGUCUGCACACUGGGGUGAACAUGAAGACCAGCGGAGGUCACACCGUGGUCCCAUGGACAUUCCGCCUCUCUCCCACAUGUCCGGAUCAAGUCCAGCGACUCCUUAUCCUGGAUCCGGCUACGAGUACCUCUCCAUGUCUCACCCAGAGACCGUCGUGCCGCAUGGCAGUUGGGGCAGCGUCCAUUAUGCUUCCAACAUGGUCCACUCUCCCGACGCGACGCCCAAGUACUCUAAGUUCCCCUUGCCUCUCAUCACCGACGGGCUCUCGUCGGUCGAUUCGGUCAGCGAUGUCGACUACCUCUCGCCUCUCAGCCAGUCCUACUCCCGCGAAGAGAUGCCGUUUGGCAGCAAUCACUCCGUCAUCUACGAUGGGUACCCCGCCAACCAGCAAAACUCACCCGUGCCGCAAAGCCCGCCCUCAGCGCUCGUUCUUGACCACAGCAGGGCGCCCACGUCAUGUCCGGGCCUCGUCUACGCCCCUUCCGAACCAAGCUCCAGUCUCCCCUCCCAUCUGGAUCACUUCGACGCACACCUGGGCCACAAGCUGAUGCGGGAGUGUGACCCCCUCACAGGUGUCCCUCCAGUCGACGCGUUUGCCACAAGCCCCAAUCCUGCUGGCACAAUGUGGACGUCAUCUCACAGUCGGGACGAGGACCUGCACUCCCCCCAAUCGGAGCCCGCACAGGCUCGAUGGCCCGGCCUGCGAGGAGGAAAUACCCUGCGAGUGAGCCCCGACCUGGUGGCGCGCAUGCCUUUCUUUAUGGACUAUUACAAGAACACCAUGGCUCCGUCCAUGGUGUACAUUGAUGGCCCGCACAACCCUUUCCGUGAUCACAUCUUGCGGCUUGCCGCCAACAGCCAAAGCUUGCAACACGCCAUUUGCGCAUUGUCAGCAUGCAAUCUGCGCAUGAAGCGGAAGCUGAGCUUGGGCCAUGACACGCACGAGCUUUGGGAGAGGCUCAUGGUCGAGAAGCACGCCAUAGACAGCUUGGGCGAUGCCCAGCCAGAGGAGCCAGCACUCGCGGAAGAGUUUCAACAUCGCAACCUGGCCGUCCAUCUCCUCAAUGAGCAGCUCAACGAUCCCGUCAAGUCGGCUUACGACUCGGUCCUCGCCACUAUUUUACUCUUGUGUCACUAUCGCAUGGUUGAAUCGGGGGUUGCCAGGUUCCACACGCAAUUCGCAGGUGUCAAGAAGAUCCUGGCCAUGAGGUCGGAGCGCUUCGGCCCCUGCCGCGACUCCGCCUGGAUGGAGGCUCUAUUCACCUACUUUGACGCCAUAUCGGCCAGCAUCAACGACCGAGAAGCGCAACUGACGCCAGGGUUAGACGACGAAUAUGCUGCAGACCAGUUUCUGCCCCUUGGUGCCGAGAACCUGGUUGGCUGCGAGAGGGAGCUUUUCAAGACCAUCAGCAAGCUCGGACGCCUGAAUUUGCUAUCGCAGCAUCGACCCGUCCAGAACAUGGCGGCGACCCCUCGGCGCAGCUCAGAAGCGUCACAGCAGCCACUCAGCAUGACAUCUCCCAUGAGUCAAUCUUACAGGGAUGGCAUGACCAGGGCUCACGGCCAGCAGCCUGGCGACCUUUUCCAGAUGCCGACCCAUCGGUUUGACGGCAACGGAUUCGGCACGACUCUGGAUGACGAUGAGAUUCUCGCUUCAGCCAUGUGCACGUCGUCGGCAUUCGACGAUCGCCGGUCCCUGUUUUGGCGCGAAUGGAAGGACACGCGAUAUGCCCUGCAGAACUGGCAGUUCGACGCCGUAGCCGUCGCUGCGACGUUGCCAGGGUCUCCCAGCCCUGCCCAAAUCCGCGACCUGGAGUCCCUGUCGGAAGCUUUCCGCUACGCAGCUCUGCUUUACACGGAACGACUGGCGGGUCCAAGCACGCCAUCGAGCCACACCAAUUUUCAGAACUUCGUCAGCCAAGUCGUCUACUAUGCAACAAGCUUGGACGCUGGGAGCACCGCAGAAAAAUUUCUGCUCUGGCCGCUAUUCGUGGCUGGCUCCGAGUGCGUCAACGAGCUUCAGCAGAAUAUCGUGCGGACCAAGUGUCGCGAAAUUAUGAGCCGUUCGGGCUACAUGAACAACCUGUCGGCACUCGACAUCCUGGAGAAGCUCUGGGCAGGCGAGUUCAAGAACGGAGCAGAUCUCCGAAACAGGGCAAAGAUGGCCGGCUGCAGGGGCCCCUUCAAUUGGGCAAAGUGCUUCGGAGGGCCCGGAGUCGAGGCAGAGUGGAUCAUGUUCUGAUCCAUGGGUGCAGAUGCACGCGGGGAAUUUGGAGCCGGGUCAUAUGAGAUGGGAAGAAACAGUUUACUACCCCCAACCAAAAUCUAGGCGCCUGGGAAGACGGGAACGUGGUGAUUGCUUAUGCAUUACAUGGAGCCAUUAUGGGCAACUGGGAUCAUGGAUCUGAGUCAUUACCGCCAGGUCAUCAGUAUUCGGAGCGGUGUUCGGGAAGGAGUUCAUUGUUAUAGCCGACUUUUCGGUCUGGUCGUGUGUGUUUGCCCAAGGCGGCAGGGGUGGGGCGAGAGGACACGGCCAUGGGACACGGACGUCGCUGCCUUCUUUCCUUGUUGUACAAUGACGGCAGCAUUGCUUCGUGGCGGAAAACGGCGAAAGCAGGAGAAAGUCUGUAUUAUCUUGGUCGCUGAUGGGAUGGAGACUUAUCUGUCGGAGUCUUACUUACAGGGGAAUGAUUCAAGCCCCAUUCUCGAGUACCUACUUUACGAAGACAAUGAUGUACACACACACACACACACACACACAC